This is a messenger RNA of Linderina pennispora, 3650 nucleotides long. RefSeq lists its product as uncharacterized. The record is from RefSeq and is a predicted model, not a curated record. Gene Ontology annotation, molecular function: protein binding. The coding region runs from base 230 to 3349 and encodes 1039 amino acids. The transcript is spliced from 3 exons. NCBI's taxonomy places the organism in Eukaryota, Fungi, Kickxellomycota, Kickxellomycetes, Kickxellales, Kickxellaceae.
CCUGUCUAUAUCCCAACCACUUUCUUCCUGGGAAGGAAGACGCAGCCAAACCAAAAGGGAACCCAGCUUGCCCUCCUUCACCGGUUAUUAUUAUUAUUAUUAUUUAUAUCGGAUAUAGUAGCAACUGCUCUCUUUAUAGACUACCCACGGUAUUUCUACUCCACUCUGGCCGCACACCCCAACCAGCCAACUAUACAUCCUAUACACACAUCGUGGAGCGGACUUUGAGAUGCAAGACUCGUUGCUGAACGCAUACAUCUACGAUUUUCUUCGCAAAAAACGGUUGCUGAAGACCGCGCUGGCAUUGGCCGAGGAGUGCGGCAACCUGCCACUUGCUCAGGUCGUGCCCAGUGAUCCGCGCGUGCCUGACGACACACCGGCCGGCGCGGGCGCAGCAAAGGCGAAGGGCAAGGCCGACGGAGACGCAAGGGAUGGCGCCAGUAGUAAAUUCACUCCGCCGGCACAUGACUCAGCGAGUCCGGCCAAGGGCGAUGGAGCGAAUCCCGCAGACCGGCCAAAGGGCAAGCCUGUGCCGGCCGUCAACGUGCCGCUAGACAUGGCCAACACAUUCCUGGGGAAUUGGUUUGAGCUCUUUCAUUGCAUGGCACAGGCCUACUCCGAUCGCCAGCCGGCGGCCAAUGUGCCCGAUCUCAUGCGUACGUACGUGCAGCACCAGCAGAUGCGGAAGGGGCAAAAGCCUGCUGCCACACAGCUGAAUCCGAAUGGCAAGCGCAGCGGCUCACGUGACGACGCGGAUACAGCUGGAGUUUGUUCAGAGCAGGUGGACGCUGCCACGAAGCGGAUACGGUCAAACAACGGCGAGAGCUCGCCGCAGAGUGCCGCGCUGGUGGCAAAGUACACACCGUUUCCUGAUGGGUCUGAUCACCAGCAGCAGCACCAGGAGCAGCAGCAGCAGGCAGCGACAAACGGCGUGCCGACGAUUCCCCACGGCCCUGGCGUCAACAUGCUCCCGCUAGGCGGGCACAUGCUGUCCAACGACUAUACGCAGUAUCUGUCACGCAGCCUGAAGGUUGUCAGCGAGGGCACGCAGGCUGCCGGCACAGCGCACCAGGCACAUAGCAACGAGCAAGAUGUCCGAGUCAAGGUCGAGCCCAAUUCAUCGCCUGCAGCCCAGUUGAAGUCUAACAACAGUGUUUCAGGACAGAGUGAAGCAUCUACACGGUCGCCGCCUGGUCCGAAGCAGCAGCAGCAGCAGCAGCAGCAAUCACAGCCGCAGGCGCAGCCACAGCCGCAACCGCCCACAGCGCCCCGGACGAGUGCUACACCGUUGAACGCAAAGAUGACAGAGACGCAGGCGCAGCCACCGCCGAUUAAGCACGCUCAUACAUUUGCAUCCCCGCACGUAGCGAAUGCCAAUAUCCCACGGCUUGUGCCAAAUCAGCGCACGGUCAGCCAAUCCAUGGGUGGCAGUCCAAAUGUAUCGGGAGUCGCCACAGCACAGGCAGCUCAGCGGCUGAUAUCGCCACCGCCGUCUAUUACUUCGCCAAUGAUUCCCAAUGCAGCUGCACACAAUGAUCUGCGCCGCGCAUCGGUUGCCUCCAUGACGUUUGGCAUGCCGCCCCAGCCACACCAGCAGCAGGUGCAUCCCGGCCAGCUUCAGCGUGUCGGAUCGGUCGGUCCGCCUAGCCAGCUCAUGCACCAGGCGAUCCCCGGCAACUUUUCGGGUGCUAUGCCCCAGCCAGGGAUGGGUGCUCCGGGACAGGGCGAAUUCAGCUUCAAUAGCUCGUCAACGGUUCUGGCAGCAGCAGCAGCAGCGGCGGCGGGAUACCCGAUGGCUUCGAUAGCGGGUGCCCCGAAUGCUGCUAUGCUUGCAUAUUUCCAAAACCAGCAGCAGCAUCAUCAACAGCAGCAGCAGCAACACCAACACCAACACCAACACCACCAACAACAACAGCAGCAGCAGCAACAACAGCAGCAACAACAGCAGCAGCAACAACAGCAGCAGCAACAACAGCAGGCAGCGAACGCGGCUGUAACUUCACAUCCAGAGAUUAGCACAGUAGGCGCCCCGAGCUCGUUGCAGAUGGACCAAGCAUCUCGGCCACAGGGACAGCCAGGCGUGCCCACAAACCUGCCGCCUGGGAUGCAGGUGCCUAAUGCCAAUCCGUUUGCGAUGCUGAGCCCGCAGAUGGCCGUUCAAGCCGAAAAUCAGGGGUAUCCGCAUGGUGUUCCGUCUCAGACGCUUCCAGCCAACCAGCCGCAAGUGCAGCCACAGAUACAGCCGCAGACGCAGCAGCAACAGCAACAGCAGCAGUUUCAGUUCCAGCUCCAGCACCAGGUGCCUGGGCCGCAUGGUGCCAUCCCACCGGGUCAUAUGGCGAUGCAGCGCGGCGGCAUGCUUGUAGGCAAUCUCGGACCUGGCGGGAUCCGGCGCCCUGGUACUGGCGAGCCCGACAAUAGCGCACCCAACCAGGGGCUGAUGAUCAUCUCGUCGGCACCAACUGCUUCAAUCCCGACCUCGGCCCCUACACCUGCCACGGCUCCAAAGAAGGCGGCUGCGAAACCCAAAUCACGCAAAUCCACGAAGAAGGGGGCAAAGGGCGUAGCAAACAAGUCGCAGGCCACGUCGAGCCCCGCUAUGGUUAUGCCGGUAGGUGCGGGUCCCAUGUCUGCACUAAACCCACCGCCAGCACCAGUGAACCGCAACAACCCGGCAGCCGGAAUCGAGCGCGUUGCUUCCCCAUACACUAUUAAAAGUGGGGUUGUCAGUAGCAACAGCGGGAGCAGCGGUAAGGCUAGUGCCAGUCCAGCCUUGGCCAUGAAGGCGCAGCAGCAGCAGCAAGUGGCCAAUGCCAUUGCCACCAGUGCCGGUGGAACGAAUCCAAUGAUGGGCGUGGCCAAGCCUAAUAUCAAUACGCCGUCGCCAUCGUUUGCAAACAGCAGCAUUGCAGGCCGCAAUCUGGUCAUGGCCAGUGAGGGGGGUGAUGCAGGUGAGAGCACGCUCUCGUCGAUACUGUCGCAGCGGGGAAAUCAGGCAGCCCAGCAGCUCCCGAUUCAGAUGAUGGCUGGCACCACGCCUGGAUCGACAGGCGACUUGCAGACAACGGAGCCGAGCGAUUUUGGCGCCCUCCAGCUCAGCGACUGGCUUACCGACGGGAACGGGGACUCGCUCAGUGACAUCUUCAACUUUGGUACGUCACUUGGCGACCAGCAUGCGAGCAGUGCGCAGGCGAUGGGCGGGUUCAGCCUGGGCGACGCCAACUUUGCUCAUCUUAUUGGCAGUGGCGGAAUCUCGGGGGCGAUGCCGAUGCCGCUGAACAUGGGGACGACGUCGGCACCGGCGGAUGGUAGCUCGGUGGCUCCUGCUGCCACACAAAACAAUGUGUAGAUUAUGCUCGAGGAGGACUUGCAAGCUGCGUGGUUCGCCUUGGUUGUAUAAAAGGAACAAACGCCUUAGGGCUACCAGUGGUUGCAGAGGAGGGGCCGCGCUUAGCAUCUGGAUAUGGAGCCGGGCUAUUCUAGAUACCAAGCUGCUUUCAUGUACUUGCUCUGCCCCUUCCUCUCCCCAAAAAUCUAACCUCUCACUCUAUUUCAUCUAUUUCUUUUUAUUUCCGCUACCCCCUUCACCACCACAGUCCUAAUAAUAACACCUAUGUAUUACUCCCUCCUUUUCCCUCGCGUUGCUGCAG